Apis laboriosa (Himalayan honeybee) is the source of this 3366-nucleotide messenger RNA. Its product is annotated as venom dipeptidyl peptidase 4. The transcript has 13 exons. Gene Ontology annotation, molecular function: dipeptidyl-peptidase activity; serine-type peptidase activity. The record is from RefSeq and is a predicted model, not a curated record. Bases 89 to 2689 code for a protein of 866 amino acids. Gene Ontology annotation, biological process: proteolysis. Lineage: Eukaryota; Metazoa; Arthropoda; Insecta; Hymenoptera; Apidae.
AUAUCCCGUGUUGUGUUCGCUCGCUCGCUCGCUCGCUCGCUCGGAGGUGGGAGUGAUCGCCGCCUCCGGCACGUCGGAAAACUACGUGAUGGAUCAGUCGGUGUUGGACGUACCCGUGCCAUCCAUCGUGGCGCCCCUCGAUCUCUCGAUCGUCACUGAAACGAGAGGCAACAACAGGGAAAGACGCGACGACGACGACGAGGACGACGACGACACGCUGCCACGUGGUCGCCAUGCCGGGGAACGUGAGGGUAAGGUUAUCGAGGAGUCGCCCUCUCGCUUCGUGGGUGAUCCAAUUCUUUCCCUCCCCCUCCUUUCCUUCGCAAGGAAGGCUUUGCUUGGAAAGGAGAUUGGAAAAGUUUUACUGGUACAGCUGGCGCUGCUGCUGGUGGUGCACGGAUCGCUGGUCGUCCUUGUUGCUGGAAAAUCCAUUCCACGAGUGAUCGACCAGGACUUGGAGAGAUACGAGCCCCUCGAAGAGGAGGAUCAUCAGGGUGUAAGGGUUCCUUUCAAGCUGGAGGAGACUUACGAUCAAAGUUUCCGGGCGAACAAUUUCAACGGUACCUGGAAAACGGACAGGGAAAUCCUUUAUUCGGAUAACUACGUCGGCGAUAUUCGAUUGUUCGACGUUACGACCGGGUUGGGUACCGUUCUCCUCGAUUCGUCUGUGACGGCCGAUUUCGAUAAAGCCUCCGUGAUGUUUUCUUUCGACAAUUCCUACGUAGCCAUCGGCCACGACUACAUAACCGGAUUUCGAUACUCGAUACACCAAAAGUGCACCGUGUACGACAUUAAAUCCAGAACGUUCACGGAUAUCGCGAAUGGCGAUCGCAUACCACUGUUCAAAUGGUCGCCCACGAGGAACGCUUUGAUUUACGUUCACAAGAACGAUAUCUAUUAUCAGGUGUUCUUCGAGGGUGGCAGCGACACUCGAAGAAUAACGAACACCGGCGUCCCCGACAUCGUUUUCAACGGGAUACCCGACUGGGUUUACGAGGAGGAAGUGCUGGGCUCACCCGUCGCAUUCUGGAUCUCGCCCGAUGGACAACAUCUUGCUUUCGCAACCUUCAACGAUACCAACGUCCACGAUAUCGUAAUAUCUAAAUACGGCUCUCCUGGAAACUUGAGAGAUCAAUAUCCGAACGAGAUCAAGAUAAAAUAUCCAAAAGCGGGUACUACGAACCCAUUCGUGUCCCUGAGCGUGAUCGACUUGCACAAUCCCUCCUCGAAAUUGAUCGAUCUUCGGCCGCCUAUAGAUGUCGUUGGAGCAGAUAACGUUCUUUAUACCGCGAACUGGAGGAGGGACGGCGAAAUUGUUGCAACGUGGACGAACAGGGUGCAGAACAAGGCCCAAUUAGUGCUCUACGACACGAAGGGUAACGCUAAUAAUAUUUAUUACGAGGAGGAGACCGAGGGUUGGCUUCGUAUCCAAUCGCCCCUCUAUCACAACCAAUAUGUGAUCAUUGUGAAGCUUCAAGACUCGGGAACGAAGGCCGGACGGUUUCUGCACGCGACCAGGUUCGAGUACAGGAACGGGUUCCUAGUAGACGAGACGGAUUUGACGCCAGGAACGAACGAGGUCGUAUCCCUGUUGCUCGUCGACCACGCAAGAAGUAGGCUCUAUUAUUUAGGCACGGAGCUAGCCAAACCUUCCCACAAAAACCUGUACUCCGUGCAAUUGGAGGGCAACGAGCCGCCCCUUUGCUUGUCGUGCGAGCUUCUCACCCCCGAGGGGAAUCAUUGCACCUACGCCUACGCCUACUUCUCCAUCAACGCUUCUCAUUACGCGUUGCAUUGCGCCGGCCCCGACCCGGUCUUCAUCACCAUCAUGAACGCGAACCAUAGGCAGAUCUUCAUUUGGGAGGAAAAUCGAUCGCUGAGACGGAAGGUGGCAGGUCGAACGCGACCUGUGAUCAAGAAUUUUAACGUGAACGCGAACGGGUACACGAACAAGGUUAAACUUUAUCUGCCGCCCGAUUUCGACGAGAAGAAAAAGUAUCCCCUGUUGAUCAACGUCUACGCAGGGCCGAACACUGUUAGGAUUACAGAGGAGGCGACGUACGGGUUCGAGUCGUACAUAGUGACCAACAGGAGCGUAAUUUAUGGGCGCAUCGAUGGGCGUGGAUCAGCUUACAAAGGCAGCAAGAUGCUAUUCGAGAUCUAUCGACGACUCGGCACCGUCGAGAUCGAGGAUCAGAUUGUUAUCACGAGAAUCCUGCAGCAAAAGUAUUCGUGGAUCGAUUCAAACAGGACGGGUAUAUGGGGUUGGAGUUACGGCGGUUUCUCGACCGCCAUGGUGCUGGCCACCGACACCGAAUCGGUGUUCAAAUGUGGUAUAUCAGUCGCACCUGUGACCUCUUGGAUUUAUUACGAUUCCUUGUACACGGAACGGUUCAUGGGUCUGCCCACCCCUGAGGACAAUCAGAGGGGUUACAACGACACGGACGUGAGCAGACGGGUGGAGGGUAUACGUGGGAAAAAGUACAUGCUGAUACACGGAACCGCGGACGACAACGUGCACUAUCAACAAAGCAUGAUGCUGAACAAGGCUUUGGUGAACGGCGACAUAAUGUUCCAGCAGCAGACGUACACGGACGAGGCGCACGCCCUCGGAAACGUCUUCCCCCAUCUUUACCACACCAUGGACCGAUUUUGGGCCAAUUGUCUGGGAUACUCGAUCGCCCACUGACCCGUACCCCCUCGAUUCGUACCCGGAUCAACGAACCGGUAUAAACCCGUGACACGACGAGUUGCCAUAGCAUUGACCUAUCAUCCAACAUGGUGGACGUUGCCGACCGCAUCUCGGCCCCUGUAUUCACCGUAUCCACCAACGUCGAAUCGAUCGAUUCGAAUAAAUAGCUGGACAGUCCGCGUGGUUUAAUUCUCCGACGCCUCUGAGGAUUUUCGAGAUUUUAGUAGUUUUCCUUCUAAACUUCUUUCGAAGGAGGAAAAAAGGAAAAGAAGGGGGGAUGAUGCAUUCGAAAUUCGGUAAUUUCGUAAUGGCGUUCGAAUGUGUCUUCUCUCCUAGGCUGGAACGAGGCGUGAAUGUUGCCUUCAAAGGGGUCGCGGUUGAAUCGAUACUUAAGAAUGCUCGUUGCAUUUCCGAUGACAGCCGAGUAAGUGGAUCGCGUGGAAGACGCGUAUAUUUUUAUUUUGUUUCUUGUUCUUUUUUUUUCGUAUUUAUUCCUUUUUUCUUCAUCUGCUUAUUAUCGUCGAAAUUUUUCAAUGCGUCUUCGAAAGAGAGAGAGAGAGAGAGGGAGAGAAUUUUUAUUGGAGUACAAUCUUAUUGGAUACGGUAAUUUUUGUCGUCCACCGAGAUAAAUCUGUUGAAACGAUUGUUAAUAAAUCUAUUCUUCUUUCGAUUUA